Pipistrellus nathusii (Nathusius's pipistrelle) is the source of this 900-nucleotide messenger RNA. Lineage: Eukaryota; Metazoa; Chordata; Mammalia; Chiroptera; Vespertilionidae. The record is from the annotation of a GenBank genome assembly.
AUGCAUAAAAUCAGGGGCCUCCCUGCUGAGGUCAGGGAACCAGGCCCUGGAGUGGAACUUGGGGUGGAAGAUGGCCUUCUUUGUCAACUGAUUCAUUCUCCAGAAUUCAACUUGUUCUCACACUCUGCGGUGUUUGAAAGCAACUUUAUCCAGGUCACUAAGUCCGGGCACUGGAUGAAUGUCUCUGAAGGUUCAACCACCACCGUGAUCCUUGGGGUAACGUCCUCAGUGCCCUCCUUGCCACUCCCCAACAUCCUCCUGAUGGCCAAUGUCACCUGGCCCCAUGAUCAGUUUUCCACCUGCAACACACCUGGCUGUGCUCCUGUCAUCACCCUCAGCAGAAUUCUCCCCCUGAAGUUUGUGGAGCUACAAAUCUGUGACCGGCUCCAACGCAUCCUGCGGAUUAGGACAGUGACUGAAAAGAUCUACUACAUGAAGCUCCACGAGAAACACCCGGAGACUGUGUUUCAGUUCUGGAUCCGCUUGGUGAAGAUUCUGCAGAAAGGUCUGUCCACCACCACCAAAGACCCAAGAAUCCAGUUCACUCACUGCCUGGUGCCCAAGAUGCCCUGCAGCUCCACUGAAACAACACCUGAAAGCAGCCUCCUGCCAUCCUCCCAGGCCAGCGAAAACUCCUUGCUGUGGAAAGCCGAGCAGACUAGCGACAUUUUCUCACAUUUCCCAGGAAGAGACCAUCUCACAGAAGACAGAACACAGGCCGCUCCAAUCAAGGAUUCUGAGAGCCACAGCAGGACAUCUUUGCCGGCGGCAUCGUCAGCCGGUUUGCAUGUUCCUAUGAGAGCCGUGAUGGGCCACAGCCUCUGGGAACAAGAGAAUCCAGAGUUCUUACCACGGGCUCCUGUAGCCAGUUCUCUAGGAGAGAACCUACUGGGACCCUGA